AUGGCUGACCAAAACUACCCUCCUCCUCCGCCCGCUUCCUAUCCCACGCAGCCGCCGCCGCAGCCGGAUAUGUCUUCGUCUGCUCAGCAGAAUCAGGGCGAGUAUCAUCCGCAGCAAUCGUCUCUGCCGGAAUAUCAACCCCAAGAUACUCUUGCCCAACUACCGGCGGACAAUGCUCAUCUACCACCACAGACCGCUACUCAAUGGCCAGUGCAGUCAACGACAGCGGCGACACAAGCACCAUCACUGGCAACCCAAGGCUACGACUCCCUCCCACCACCACUUCCUCAGCGCCCUGGAACUUUGGGUGUCGAUGUCAAAGAGCCAACAACGACAAAUAUUCAGCAGCCUCCGCAAUAUCAGACUGACUACGCCGGUCAGCCAGCACAGCAACCUCCUAAAAUUCACCCGGCCCAGUAUGCCGGUCCAUCAUCAUUCCAGCCUGGCUCGCAGUCCAUAUUCCAACCACCGCCACAGCGGCACAAACAAACCUUUGCAGACGACGACAAUCCAUCCAAUCCGGUCCACUAUAUCCGUGACCCUCACAAAUUGAUUGGAUAUCUGGUACCCUUCCCACGGCCCAACCUACCCAACGUCAAGCCUGAAGACAUACCUGUCCGCUUCAUAAUCUAUACGCCGCCGCCUCCACCACUCCAAAAGCCUGCCGAGGGACAAAAGGAAGGCAAACUUCACAAAGUGCAACGGAAGUGGCAGGAAGAAGUUCGCAGUGCAAAGACCAGCACGGCCAAGACGGCGUCAUGGAAAGGGGUCAAGUCCAAAGCCACCAAAGGCAUCAACUGGGCAAUGAACAAGACCACCUCUUCGAACCUAGACUUCCUUGGCCGAGUAUCACCAGCACAUUCCGACGACGAUGGCGAAGGCCACGAGACCCACAAGACGGUCGGCGUGGAUGAGAUGGUUUUGGUGUACCCGCCAAGUCUGCCUCUCAACGAGCAGCAGAUGCGCGAGGAGUUUGUCAACACCAUGUUGCGGACCAAAUCCAAAGCACAACGUGACACCAUCAUCGCCACUGGUCUGAUGCCCGUGGGAUACGGCAUUGACAUCCUCGCGACCUUCAUUUGGCCAUUUGGCGGCCUGGGGGAGAUCGACACGGUCUGGGCAUAUGCAUCCUUCCGCGGCGCCAAAACGGCGCGCAGUGUGACGAAGCGACUGUCUUCCAACAGUGAAACGGGGAAUCACGAGAAGGAUCAGCUGACGCUGACCUUUACACACUCGGCGCGCAUUGAAGCUCUGAAGAGAUACCUCGACGCCGAAUGCCACAAGGUCGAUGGCAAGUUAUUCCCGGCCUACGUGUCGAGUCCAACGGAAAGCGACGUCCUGGAAGCGAUCGGGUGGACACCCCGCGACCGAGGCGGCGCAGAUCAGGAGGAGAAGAAUUGGGAGGAUGAGCAGUGGGAGAUGGCCGAGGUCAAGGACGAUCUCAAGAGCGUAUUUAGCAAAGGAGCCCGCGAGUGGAGAAAAUGGUGUCUGUUGCUGGAGAAGAAUCCGGAGAAGGCGAUGAAAAAGUAA
Molecule: messenger RNA, 1530 nt
Organism: Capronia epimyces CBS 606.96
Lineage: Eukaryota; Fungi; Ascomycota; Eurotiomycetes; Chaetothyriales; Herpotrichiellaceae
Exons: 1
Coding region: 1-1530 (509 amino acids)
Source: RefSeq, a predicted model, not a curated record